AUGGCUCCUGGCGAUAUGGCUUUCAUGGCACAAGACGCUAUUGCCAUAUUGGCUGGGGAAGCGAGACAGAGGGACAAGGACGUCUGUUGGUCUGUCGGAACGAUGCAUAUGGUAUUUAUGGAAUCACCAACAAUUCGUUUAAAGUCAGCCGUUCAGGAAGCAGAUAUGUUUUCAGAAAGCCACAGAACAUCGUGUCAUCUGAAAGCCAUGUUCUUGUGUAGAUACGUCCCCGGACGUGUUCAGUAUCUUCGGCAUGGGAACCUGAACCGAACUGCCCCCUGCAGAGGCUACGACAGUGUCCCGGCCGUUUUGGCGAGUGAGGGUGGAAUGGUCAAUUUUCCCGAGGCGGUUGUAUAUCGGGAUGAUGCGAUUGUUCCUGUUGCUGUUAUAACUUAUCUAGGAUAUUGA
This is a messenger RNA of Fusarium venenatum, 408 nucleotides long. Lineage: Eukaryota; Fungi; Ascomycota; Sordariomycetes; Hypocreales; Nectriaceae. The record is from RefSeq and is a predicted model, not a curated record.